This is a messenger RNA of Elephantulus edwardii (Cape elephant shrew), 1962 nucleotides long. It is a transcript of the gene KCND1, whose product is annotated as potassium voltage-gated channel, Shal-related subfamily, member 1. Gene Ontology annotation, biological process: protein homooligomerization; potassium ion transmembrane transport. Gene Ontology annotation, cellular component: voltage-gated potassium channel complex; membrane. The record is from RefSeq and is a predicted model, not a curated record. Lineage: Eukaryota; Metazoa; Chordata; Mammalia; Macroscelidea; Macroscelididae. Gene Ontology annotation, molecular function: protein binding; A-type (transient outward) potassium channel activity.
AUGGCAGUAGGCAUGGCCACAUGGCUACCUUUUGCCCGGGCAGCUGCUGUGGGCUGGCUUCCCCUGGCCCAGCAGCCUCUGCCCCCAGCACCAAAGGUGAAGGCCUGCAGGGAUGAGGUUCUGGUGGUGAACGUGAGUGGGCGUUGCUUUGAGACUUGGAAGGACACGCUGGAUCACUAUCCAGAUACUCUACUGGGAAGUUCAGAGAAGGAGUUCUUCUACAAUGCUGAAUCAGGCGAGUACUUCUUUGAUCGAGACUCAGAUAUGUUCCGGCAUGUGCUGAAUUUCUACCGCACUGGUCGAUUGCACUGUCCACGGCAGGAGUGCAUCCAGGCCUUUGACGAAGAACUGGCCUUCUAUGGCCUGGUACCUGAACUUGUUGGUGACUGCUGUUUUGAAGAGUACGGGGAUCAUAAAAAGGAGAGUACUGAGCACCUGGCAGAGGAUGAGGAGGUUGAGCAGGUUAGGGAUAGGCCAGUACCACCAGCAGGCAGCUCCUUGCGGCAGCAGCUCUGGCUGGCCUUUGAGAACCCUCACACGAGUACCACAGCCCUGGUUUUCUACUAUGUGACUGGCUUUUUUAUUGCUAUAUCAGUCAUUGCCAACGUGGUGGAAAUUAUCCCAUGCCAAGGCCCUGCACGACAUUCCUCAAGGGAGCAGCCCUGUGGCGACCGCUUCCCAUUGGCCUUUUUCUGUAUGGGCACAGCUUGUGUGCUCAUAUUCACAGGUGAAUACUUCCUACAGCUGUUUGCUGCCCCUAGUCGUUGUCGCUUUCUACGGAGUGUCAUGAGUCUCAUUGAUGUGGUGGCCAUUUUGCCCUACUACAUUGGUCUUUUCAUGCCAAAGAAUGAAGAUGCCUCUGGUGCCUUCAUCACGUUAUGUGUGUUCCGGGUGUUUCACAUCUUUAAAUUCUCCCGGCAUUCACAAGGCCUGAGAAUUUGUCUGGGCUACACACUCAAGAGCUGUGCCUCUGAGCUGGGUUUUCUCCUCUUUUCCCUAACAAUGGCCAUCAUCAUCUUUGCCACUGUCAUGUUCUAUGCUGAGAAAGGCACAAACAAGACCAACUUUACAAGCAUCCCUGCAGCUUUCUGGUAUACCAUUGUCACCAUGACCACGCUUGGUUAUGGAGACAUGGUGCCCAGCACCAUUGCUGGCAAGAUUUUUGGAUCCAUUUGCUCACUCAGUGGUGUCUUGGUCAUUGCUCUACCAGUGCCAGUUAUUGUAUCCAACUUUAGCCGCAUCUACCACCAGAACCAACGUGCUGACAAGCGCAGAGUACAACAGAAGGUACGCUUAGCAAGGAUCCGAUUGGCAAAGAGUGGUACCACCAAUGCCUUUCUGGAGUACAAGCAGAAUGGGGGCUUUGAGGAUAGUGGCAGUGGGAAGGAACCAGCACUGUCUGUCAGGAACCAUUCUGCCUUUGAGCAGCAACAUCACCACUUACUGCACUGUUUAGAAGACAACACUUUUUCUUUCCUCUCCCCACAGUGCCAUGAGUUCACAGGAACUUUCAGUGAGGCCCUGGGAGCUGUCGCACUAGGUGGCCGCAACAGCCGCAGUACCUCCAUGUCCCUCCAGCCAGUGAGAACCAGUGAUCUGUUAUCUUCUUGCUGCCCUCACAGGGCCAAACACCAUGUCAUACGCCUUGCCAACUCUACUCUCUCAGUCAGACAUGGCAGUAUGCAGGAGCUGGACACACUGACUGGGCUUCAGAGGAGCCCUGCCCCUCAGAGCCGCUCAAGCCUCAAUGCCAAGCCACGUGAUACCCUCGACCUGCAUUGUGACAGCGGGGACUUUGUGGCAGCCAUUAUCAGUAUCCCUACCCCUCCUGCUAAUACUCCAGAAGAAAAUCAACCUUCCCCCACUGAUGGCAGCAGUGGCAGUGCCAGCAGCACCCUUAGGAACUACAGCCUGGGUACUCCGUGCCUUCUCUCUGAGACUGUCAAGCUCUCUUCCCUAUAA